CGUGAGGCGGCUGAGUGGGUCGGCUCACCUUAGUUAGUUAGCUAGUUAGUUAGUUAGCACUCGCUCGCUCGCGUAGAAGGUUCACAUGCAGCACCACUGACCACGCGGGAGGACAUGCUCCUCGCAACCCCCACAGGAAAUUACUACUCCUGACUGAGAUCGAAACAAGAAGCGCUUCUCGGAGCUAAUUUGGUUUGCACAAUUCGCAGACACACGACAAGAGGUCCUAAAAACGAAAUGACAGUGCCAUUUAAAUCCCGGCUGGUGGUGAUAUUCGCCAUUUGGGGCGUUGGACUUGCGAUGACGGUCAAUGGACCUGACAAAGGUGGGACAGAUUCGGACAAAGAAGACCACCACGGGAGAGAAAAUCGUGGUCUGUUUGCUCCAAGGGUGGAGUACGACGAGUGGACGCCGCUGGGGCACGGCGACCCUUUGAAAAACGACCCCACGUAUGACUACGUGCCACCGGUAUUGGAACGGGUGCGCUACUGGAUCGAGCCGAGUGCCCCCAAAAAGCAGCAAACCCCUUCUAGUGCGGCGCCCCAACGACCUUUGUACGGCCGCCCCCCGCGACCUCCACCCCCAACCUCUCAGUACAACGACGGAAGCAACGCGGCCGACAGGCGAGACAAUCACCCUUUUCUGACCCUGGUCGACGGGCCCAAGUUCAACCUACCACCUUCAUCUCCCUACAAGCAGCCAACCCCUUCCCGACCUUUGUUCACCCGUCCCCCUUACAGACCCCCUCCUCCUCGUCCUUCUUUCACCACCCCUACCCCCACAGAGGCCACGACCACCACCCUUAUACCCACCUGGAGCUACCAGACCAGCACGACCACCCCUCCGUCGCCAGUUUUCCUCACCCCCAACGCGCCCAGGUUCACUACUUCCUCCCCCACACCCCCUCCGACGGCAAGACCUACCACCGCGUACACUACGUCCGCCUCCCUGACCACCGACCCGCUUUUCGCGCACUACAAACAACCCUCCGAACCCCUGCAGGGGCCGAUGUACCUGAUAAUCGAAGGACACUCCAAAGUGAAGACUUAUGGGGCCGGAAAGCCCGCAAAUCCAAACGCAGUCAGCGAGUCGAGUCGGAGGCAGAAGAGGCGGCGGCGGAAAAGAAGGCUAAUCAACUCCUUCCUCAAGACUUUCUUAUAGUUUUUUGUGCAGACAAUUAGAUUUAGUGACUCUUGAACAAAAGACACACAUUCAGCUUAUAAGUUUGAUAUUUAACUGGCUUGAAUAUCUUUGGAAUCAGUGCGUCCGCAGGGUCGUUGCAUUCUUCCCUUCUGUGUUCACCUCACAAUAAUCAUUUUCUCAAUUAAGUUAUUACAAUUAUAUUAUUCUAUAAACCACCCUCUCGGAGUUGGUUCAUAGCUUAAGAGGCUCAUAAAUCUUUGUUCUCCAAAGAUUUUUCAAAUACAUAAUGAAAUAUUCGUUUAUUGUUAGGAAAAAAAUCAUACAAACAUUUAGGAACGCCCGACUUCUUGUAAAAAGUUACCGCAUUUCUCAACCUAUAGUCAGUGCUAUUUUAUUUUUUAUUUUUUUUAGGAAAAGUAACACAAACUUGUAACUGACGAACACAAGAUUGUUGUAGUUAAAUUUACAGUAAGCAAUGUGUGUUAUGUCUAGCUGAAGUUUCCGCGCGUUUUCUUUUCGCAUUCCUCUCUUGCAAAAUAAAAAAAGUGUACUCAUCCGCAAGGAGCAGCGCGGCUCAUUCAUGUUCAGAUCGACGGAGAAACGCAGCCAGUCUCACUCACUCAUUCAUCAACUUUCUUGCUUUGAUAUAUGUGUGAGUGAGUGCACCAUGUACGGACAUCUGAUUUACUCUUUUUUUGUGCAGCCAGUGUUGAUUAGUGGAUCAGUAUGUCGCUAAUGUGUUUCAAAGGAAUCCUGCCCGCUUUGUUGAUUUAUGCGCGCUUUUUUGCCGCGUCUGCUGCCGCUGCAUUCGUGACUUGCACUUUAUGUGUGAGAGCCAAUUUUUGUAAAUGUAUACAUUGUCGUGAAUUUGUAAGAUUUUUAUAUGCAUCCAAAAUUUGGACAAUAUACCCAACGCUUCCUUUACUCCUGUACAUUCAAUCAAAUGCGAAAAACUAUUGCUUUAACAAUAUAUGUUUUGAGUGCAAAUAUUAAA
This is a messenger RNA of Neocloeon triangulifer, 2137 nucleotides long. RefSeq lists its product as uncharacterized. The record is from RefSeq and is a predicted model, not a curated record. Bases 238 to 1161 code for a protein of 307 amino acids. NCBI's taxonomy places the organism in Eukaryota, Metazoa, Arthropoda, Insecta, Ephemeroptera, Baetidae. The transcript has 3 exons.